AUGCUUGCCCAGUUUGUUCCACAGGUUCGCAGCGUGGAUGUGGUUCAAGCUCGCGCUGUGGGCGGCAAAGAGCGCGAGCAGUUCGUCGGCGCCGCUGGCAUUCGAGAUGUGGCUGUUGAUCUGCUUAGCAUUGAGCUGCCUGCCGGCAGCAUCCCCAGUUUUGAAGUAGAUGAAUCCAUCUACGCCGACGAUACCAUAGCUCUGUCGCUCGCCGCGCGAUCCCGCACCGCGCAUCGGCGGACUCAAUCGGCGGUCGCUGUGCUGAGGCUGCCCCUCGCCCCGGCGGUCGCGCCGGUCAUGGUCGCGCCUGGGAUCGUGGUACCGAUCGUCGCGCCGAUCGUGCCAGUCGCGCUCGCGCUCGUCUCUGCACCGGCGGUUGUCGUAGCGCUCGUCGGACCAAUGCCGCUGCUCAUCGCGCCGUCGCGGCUCAUCGCGCCGUCGCGGCUCAUCGCGCCGUCGCGGCUCGUCCCUCCAUCGCUGCUCGUCGCGUCCGCAGUCGCGCUGACGAGGCUCGCCGCGCCACCGACGCUCCUCGCCGAUCAUAUCUGGCGAGUAGAGAUUACGCCUGCUAUUCACAGCACAAGCCCUCGUGGGGUGCGCAGCGAAACGCAGUGA
This is a messenger RNA of Emiliania huxleyi CCMP1516, 615 nucleotides long. RefSeq lists its product as hypothetical. The record is from RefSeq and is a predicted model, not a curated record. The transcript has a single exon. The coding region runs from base 1 to 615 and encodes 204 amino acids. NCBI's taxonomy places the organism in Eukaryota, Haptophyta, Isochrysidales, Noelaerhabdaceae.